CAUUUGGUGUCAUUUGCGAGAGAACACAAGAACGAAAUGGAUAUCGAAAAUUUAAUUAGUGAAGUAUUUUUACGCCCAGCGCUAUGGGACCAAAAGAGCAAAAACUAUCACAACAGAAUUUUGGUGGAAAAAAAUUGGACAGAAAUUGAAAACAUGUUAGAAACAUCAAAAGACGGCUUAAAAAAAAAAUGGAAGAACCUCCGGGACCAAUUCCGCAACGAAUGGAAAAAAAUUCCUAUUUCAAAAUCUGGCGACUCUGGUGUUUCAGAGGAGGCUUACAGCAAUUAUACUUCUUGGCCUCAUUUUAAUAGUCUACUCUUUUUAAAGGACCAAAUAAAACCUUGUAAAUCGGUUGGUAAUUUUGAAGCAUCACAAUUAAGCUUUGAGCCAUCUUCUUCAGAAUUUGCUUCUCAAUUGUCUCAAGAUGAGAUCAUCUCUGAAGAGAUUCACGAGCUAUGUGAAGAUGAAACACCAAAAAAAAAAAGCAAAAGAAGUUUAAUGCGUCAGAGGAAUUAGUAGCUAUUGAGCAACAAAAACUAAUGUUGCUUGAAAAGAGAAUUAAUAACAACAAAGAGAAAGACGUCGACGAGUCAUUUUUCGAUAGUUUAAUACCGUAUAUGCGGAAAAUGGAUCCGAUGAAAAAAUUAUUAUGCAGAAUGGAAAUACAGAAGACUAUUUUUAAUUUUUCUUUCGAUUAUAGUACUGAUGAUCUUCCUAAAUCGUAAUAUAAUUUAAUACUUUAAAUACUAUAAUA
Molecule: messenger RNA, 754 nt
Organism: Drosophila albomicans
Lineage: Eukaryota; Metazoa; Arthropoda; Insecta; Diptera; Drosophilidae
Product: transcription factor Adf-1-like
Exons: 2
Coding region: 37-516 (159 amino acids)
Biological process (GO): regulation of transcription by RNA polymerase II
Cellular component (GO): nucleus; transcription regulator complex
Source: RefSeq, a predicted model, not a curated record